Messenger RNA from Ciona intestinalis (vase tunicate), 741 nucleotides. NCBI's taxonomy places the organism in Eukaryota, Metazoa, Chordata, Ascidiacea, Phlebobranchia, Cionidae. The record is from RefSeq and is a predicted model, not a curated record.
CGAUUCUGACAUCAACACUCAAGUGUAUGUUGAUUAUGACGUAACAGGAAGCAGCAUUGUUGAUAUUCCAGUAUGUCUCCAACAGCGCUCGUUAUAAUCGCUGAUGGCUCGGAAGAAAUCGAGGCGGUUGUCGUGAUCGACGUUUUGAGGAGAGCUGGGGUUUACGUCACCGUCGCUGGUUUAACCGAUGACGUCACGGUGACGUGUAGCAGGAACGUCAAGAUACAACCUGACGUAAACAUCGCCACGGCAGCGAAGAACGUUCCUUAUGACGUCAUAAUACUACCCGGUGGUUUGAAAGGAGCCAAUGCAAUGUCAAAGGCAACAUCGGUUAAAGAUUUAUUAACAGACCAAGAUAAAUCGUGUCGUUUAAUCGGAGCAAUAUGUGCGGCACCCAUGGUCCUUAAAUCCCAUGACAUCGGUGCUGGGAGGAACGUCACAUCUUACCCAGCAUUCAAAGAUGAACUGAGCGAAAUGUUUGUGUAUAACGACUAUGAUGUGGUCGUAGAUGGCCAUGUUGUUACUAGCAGGGGGCCGGGUACCGCGAUGAAGUUCGCACUCAAAGUUGUUCGAUUGUUAUGUGGUGAUGAUGUCACAAAUACUACUGCGUCUGCUUUGUUGUUUAAACUGUGAUGUCAUAAUAACUGUGAUGUCAUAAUAAAUAAUGAGUUAUGCUUCACUUUUCUUGUAUUCACAGCAAUAACAUUCGGGGCGCUAAAACAUAAGAUGUCACCCUUGUUU